Molecule: messenger RNA, 618 nt
Organism: Phaethon lepturus (White-tailed tropicbird)
Lineage: Eukaryota; Metazoa; Chordata; Aves; Phaethontiformes; Phaethontidae
Product: double-headed protease inhibitor, submandibular gland-like
Exons: 7
Coding region: 1-618 (205 amino acids)
Molecular function (GO): serine-type endopeptidase inhibitor activity; protein binding
Source: RefSeq, a predicted model, not a curated record
AUGAAGACAACAAGAAGCGUUGCCCUUCCUGGGCUUGUGCUUCUCAGCUGCCUUUCUGAUGUUACAAGUCCUCUUCAACAGGCCUCCUGCGGCGCGUACCAGUUGUCUGGAAAACUGCAGCUUGCCUGUCCCCGCCACUACAAACCCGUCUGCGGGACCGACAGCGUGACCUACCCCAACGACUGCUCCCUCUGCAAAGAAAUCUUCCUUAACCGACCCAUCGACAAGAAGCACGAUGGAAGAUGUGUUAAGCUCGACUGUACUGGCUACCUGAGAUCAAGCAGUGGACGUGCGGUCCCCUGCACCCUGGAGUACAUGCCCAUCUGCGGCACCAACGGGCUCACCUACAGAAACAAGUGCGACUUCUGCAACGCUGUGGCGAACGGAAUGGACAUAAACCUGCGCAAUGUUGGAGAAUGCUUCCAGCAGAUUGACUGCAGCGAGCAGAAGAGUAGCGAUCUCAUCUGCACCGCCGACUAUAACCCCCUUUGUGGCUCCGAUGGCAAAACUUAUGGAAACAAGUGCCAGUUCUGCAGCGCGGUUUUGUGGAGCCGGGGAACUCUGUUCCUCAAACACCGUGGUGAAUCCCGAGCACCGGAGCCCUACCCUUCGCCCUGA